Molecule: messenger RNA, 245 nt
Organism: Amoebophrya sp. A25
Lineage: Eukaryota; Dinophyceae; Syndiniales; Amoebophryaceae
Source: the annotation of a GenBank genome assembly
UCUCGACGUUGCUAGAAGAAGUGCAAGAGGUGAAAGAAUAGUAGACGAAGAUCAAGUCCUUGCUCAACAGGAUGCCAAGUUGCAGGGGCAGAAGAGCAAAGAGGCGGAAUCUGUGGGGUGUCUGCAAAACAUAGCGGAGAAAAUGAAAACAUCGAGGCUGCAGGAGCUUUUGCUUGGGAGAGCAGAUCUCCAUGGGUCGCCGUCGUCCACCUCCUCUCCGCAGGACAGGGCACCGUAUUGCGUCG